Messenger RNA from Thermothielavioides terrestris NRRL 8126, 1874 nucleotides. Its product is annotated as glycoside hydrolase family 5 protein. The record is from RefSeq and is a predicted model, not a curated record. Gene Ontology annotation, molecular function: hydrolase activity, hydrolyzing O-glycosyl compounds. Lineage: Eukaryota; Fungi; Ascomycota; Sordariomycetes; Sordariales; Chaetomiaceae. The transcript is spliced from 3 exons. Bases 52 to 1293 code for a protein of 413 amino acids.
UUGAUCUUCUUGUGGUACAUGUUGGGAUUCCGGAAUCUCGGGACCAUCGCAAUGCACAUAUCCUUCUCGCGUCUGUUCGUCACCAGUGUCCUGGCUCUUGCGGCUGCUGCUGCCCCGAGCCGUAAGGACCCUGGCUUCGUUUCCGUCGAAGAUGGCAUCUUCAAGCUUGACGGCAAGGACUUCCACUUCGCGGGGAGCAAUGCCUACUACUUUCCUUUUAAUGGGAACCAGCAAGACAUCGAGAAGGGGUUGACGGCGGCUAAGAAGGCAGGACUCACCGUCUUCCGCACCUGGGGGUUCAACGACAAGAACACCACCUACGUGGCUGGCGGCAUGCCCCAGUACGGUGGCGAGGGUGCUGGUGCCACAGACGUAGUGUUCCAAUACUGGCACAACGGCACAUCCACCAUCGAUCUCUCCGGGUUCGACAAGGUCGUGAACGCCGCAACCAAAGUUGGCAUCAAGCUCAUCGUUACCCUGACCAACAACUGGGCCGACUAUGGCGGCAUGGACGUGUAUACCGUCAACCUCGGCGGAAAGUACCACGACGACUUCUACACCGUCGGCAGCAUCAAGAACGCCUACAAGCGGUACGUCAAGCAGAUGGUGACGCGCUACAGGGACUCGCCCACCAUCUUCGCGUGGGAGCUCGCCAACGAGCCUCGCUGUGGCGGCGACGCGGUGCGCAAUCUGCCCCGCAGCGACAACUGCACGCCCGAGACCCUGGACGCGUGGAUUGCCGAGAUGAGCGCCUACAUCAAGACGCUCGACCGCCGCCACCUGGUCACCUGGGGCGGCGAGGGCGAGUUCAACCGGCAGUCGGACGACUGGGCCUACAGCGGCGCGGACGGCGGCGACUUCGACAACGAGCUCGCCAUCGACACCAUCGACUUCGGCGUCUUCCACUCGUACCCGGACUGGUGGAGCAAGACGGUCGAGUGGACGGACCAGUGGAUCCGGGACCACGCCGCGGCGGGGCGCCGCGCCGGCAAGCCCGUGGUGCACGAAGAGUACGGCUGGCUGACGCCGGACAAGCGGCUGGCGUUGACCGGCAAGGUGGACAACCGGACCCGCGUCGAGGUGAUGGGCGGCUGGCAGAAGACCAUGGUGGCCGAGAAGAUGGCGGGGGACAUGUACUGGCAGUUCGGCUUCUCCAAUUACUCGUACGGCCGGAACGACGACGACGGGUUCACCAUCUACCUGGACGACGCCGAGGCCCGGCCGCUGGUGUACGACCACGCGAAGGAGAUGAAUGCCCUGAACUGCCGCCUGCCUGUACAUGCUGCGGAGUAAGGGGUAUGUGAGAUGGAUAGCAGCGAAAUGCCUCUCUUCAGUUCUUUCAUUAGCUCCGUGUAUUUACCUAGGUAGUUCAUGGCAGAGUUCAACUAGUCAUUAAUUGACCUAAAGACCCUCCCAGAACGCCAACGCUUCCUCAAAGACUCCUUAAAAGAAUAUCAAAUCCAUAAUCCAACCCCCAUGGCAAGGUUCCACCGAAAGCCUGCUCUAAUUACAUUUGAUCAUCUCGGCAAAUAAUCAGAUGCACGACCAUCAUUCCUCCAGAAGCCAGGGCACGACAGGUAGCGUCUUCCUUCUGCCCCUGCCCCUUGAGAGUUUGAACGGGUUGUCGUAGGUUCUCCUGCGCCCUCUCAACCUAAAUCUCCAGCUCUUCGUUCUCGCCGUCCUGGACGUGUUUCCUGUCGAGCUCGCUCUCUCCGCGUAGCUGUCGACUGGGGCCGAGGCAGUUGCGAGAGAGACCGAACCAUUCGCGUACCCGCUGCCGUCGUCAUUGCUGUAGCACGACCGGCCUUCCACGAUCGUUUUGUCCUCGCAGAUCAGGUACAGCUGGGCAGUGCCAACGGCGUAUGCAGACCUAA